Molecule: messenger RNA, 1167 nt
Organism: Echinops telfairi (small Madagascar hedgehog)
Lineage: Eukaryota; Metazoa; Chordata; Mammalia; Afrosoricida; Tenrecidae
Product: periphilin-1-like
Biological process (GO): protein localization to heterochromatin; negative regulation of gene expression, epigenetic; negative regulation of DNA-templated transcription
Cellular component (GO): nucleoplasm
Source: RefSeq, a predicted model, not a curated record
AUGGAGUCUUCGGGAUUUUCAUUUGCUGAUGGGGCACGAAUCAAGCGAGGCGAACGAGUCCUAAACAAGUGUUUAUGGAAGCGGCGUGGCCGGCGGCUGCCUGGCGCCCUACUGCUCGCCCUCAUCCACUGCGCGCCGGGGGCUGAGAAGGCCGCGUCCGCGCUCUCCGCUGCUGCGGCGGCCGCGACUCCGGUCCGGGCUGCCCGCGGCCGCAUUUCACAGGCGCAUGCCGCCAGCUGCUGUCACCGCCACCGCGGGCCCCACGCUGCAGGCCAGGCGGGGGGCGAGCGCAGGUGGUCUCUCUCCAGCGGCCGGGCAGUAACAGACUUCCGCGGCGGCCGCGCCUCCUCCGCACCCCCGGCAAGCCCCGCCCCGCGCGGCACGCCGGGAGGCGUGCGAUCUCGGGUGGCCCAGAGGUGGGAUGUGAGAGAUGGCUUUCGAAGAAAAAGUGUCUAUUCUUCCCACUAUUGCAGAGAGCGUUCUCCUCAUAAAAAGGACAAUCCCUUUUUCAGAGAAUCACCUGGAGGCCGAAAGGAUUCCCCACACAGCAGGUCUGGACCCAGUGCCAGCAGUAGAAGCUGCUCCCCAGAGAGGAGCAAGUCGUACUCUUUCCAGUAGUCUCAACAUAGAAGUCAAACUCAGAGACCUGUUCAGCCACUGAAAACUUCCAGAGAUACUUCCCCCUCAAGUUCAGCAGUCUCUUCACCAAAGGUGGUAGACAAGCCCGGGAGGCUCACCGAAAAGGAACUUGCUGAGGCUGCAAGCAAGUGGGCUGCUGAAAAGCGAGAGAAGGCAGAUGAAAGUAACCUACUGGAAAUCCCUGCGUAUGAGACGGGACCCCCUGCACCCUUGUUUAUUGACCAACCAGAAGCACCCGAGUCAAAUCCAACAGAUGGCAUAGAACUAUUGGAAGACGGUCAGCUAACCAGUCGUUCUAAAGCAAUAGCAUCCAAAACUAAAGAGAUUGAACAGGUUUACCGACAAGACUGGGAAACAUUCGGGAUGGUUGUGAAAAUGCUGAUUGAAAAAGAUCCUUCAUUAGAAAAGUCCAUUCCGUUUGCCUCAAGGCAGAAUUUACAUGAAAUCAGUGAGCAGUGUGUUGAAGAUCUCGAGCAUUUCGUUUCUGAGUAUGACACUUCGACACAAGGUUUUGGAGAGUCUUUUUAG